Messenger RNA from Fragaria vesca subsp. vesca, 2394 nucleotides. Its product is annotated as beta-galactosidase 13-like. The transcript has a single exon. Bases 85 to 2394 code for a protein of 769 amino acids. Gene Ontology annotation, cellular component: cell wall; vacuole. The record is from RefSeq and is a predicted model, not a curated record. Gene Ontology annotation, biological process: carbohydrate metabolic process. NCBI's taxonomy places the organism in Eukaryota, Viridiplantae, Streptophyta, Magnoliopsida, Rosales, Rosaceae. Gene Ontology annotation, molecular function: beta-galactosidase activity; carbohydrate binding.
UAUGAUAGGAGGUCACUUCUUAUCAAUGGCAAACGGGAGCUUCUAUUUUCGGGGUCUAUCCAUUAUACACGAAGCACGCCAGAAAUGUGGCCUGAUCUUCUCCGAAAGGCCAAACAUGGAGGCUUGAAUGUGAUCCAAACUUAUGUGUUUUGGAACGUUCACGAGCCUGUGAAAGGUCACUACAAUUUUUCAGGAAACUAUGAUUUGGUGAGGUUCAUUAAGCUUGUUCAAGAGCAUGGAAUGUAUGUCACCAUUCGAGUUGGGCCAUUCAUUCAAGCCGAAUGGAACCAUGGAGGACUUCCAUAUUGGCUGAGAGAGGUCCCCGACCUCAUAUUUCGUACUGAUAAUGCACCAUACAAGUACUAUAUGAAGAAGUAUGUGACCAUGAUUGUGAACAAGUUGAAAGAAGCAAAACUGUUUUCUCCUCAAGGAGGCCCAAUCAUAUUGGCACAGAUUGAAAACGAGUACAAUCAUAUCCAGCUUGCAUAUGAAGAGAAUGGAAGCAAUUAUGUUAGAUGGGCAGCAAAGAUGGCCGUAAAGCAAAAUGUUGGAGUACCAUGGAUCAUGUGCAAGCAGACCGAUGCUCCUGAUCCGGCGAUAAAUACUUGUAACGGAAGGCAUUGUGGUGAUAGUUUCUCUGGAGCAAAUAAGCCAUACAAGCCUGCUCUAUGGACUGAAAACUGGACAGGUCAGUACCGAGUAUUUGGUGAUCCUGCUUCACAAAGACCUGCAGAAGAUAUUGCAUUUUCGGUUGCCCGCUUUUUCUCAAAGAAUGGAUCUCUAGCCAACUACUACAUGUACCAUGGUGGGACUAAUUUUGGAAGAACAAGUGCGAUUUUCACAACAACUCGCUACUAUGACGAAGCACCUCUUGAUGAAUAUGGUUUGCCAAGGGACCCAAAGUGGAGUCACCUCAAGGACUUGCACAAGGCUUUGAGACUAUGCAGGAAGCCUUUGCUUUGGGGGGUUCCAGGUGUCCAAAACUUAGGGAAAAACAUCGAGGCUCGUUUCUAUGAGUUGAAGGGCAACUCCUCAAUCUGUGCUGCUUUCUUGGCCAACAACAAUUCAAGAAGUGAAGCAAUUGUUAAUUGGAGAGGACAAGACUAUUACCUUCCACCCCAUUCCAUUAGCAUCCUCCCUGACUGCAAGACUGUGGUCUACAAUACUCAAACCAUCGUAUCGCAGCAUAAUGCAAGGAGCUUUGUCGGAUCAAAUUUGGCUAAUAAAAUGAGAUGGAUGGAGUCUCCGGAACCCAUUCCAAGCACCAAGGAAAUUCCAAUCAAUAAUAGGACACCAUUGGAGCUCUACGGCUUGCUCAAAGACAACUCAGACUAUGCGUGGUACACAACCAGCCUUGAGUUGAAUUCUAUGGACAUGUCCAUGAAGAAAAGCAUUCAACCAGUUCUACGAGUAGGAAGUCUCGGUCACGCAAUGCUGGUGUUUGUCAAUGGUGAGUAUGUUGGUUCUGGACAUGGGAGCCAUGACGAGAAGAGCUUUGUCUUUGAGAAAGUUGUGUCCUUCAAGGCCGGGGUCAACCAAAUAGCUUUGCUUGCCAUGACAGUUGGUCUUCCAGAUAGCGGAGCGUACAUGGAGCAUAGAUAUGCAGGGCCUAAAGACAUAGUAGUUCUAGGAUUGAACACUGGAACUCUUGAUCUCACACAAAAUGGCUGGGGGCAUCAAGUUGGCUUAAAUGGAGAGAAGCUACGAGCCUUCACAAAAGAGGGAUCAAAACAGGUCCAAUGGGGAGAAACAAAUGGACCAAAAAAGGCUCUCACAUGGUACAAGACAUAUUUUGAUGCUCCUGAAGGGAAUGAUCCUGUCGCGAUCCGAAUGACUGGUAUGGGAAAAGGAAUGAUCUGGGUGAAUGGUGAGAGCAUCGGUCGACACUGGAUCUCCUUCCUCUCUCCUCUUGGGCAGCCUACUCAAUCUGAGUACCACAUCCCAAGAUCAUUCAUCAAGCCUAGGAAAAACUUGCUUGUUGUUUUGGAAGAGGAGCUAGCCAAGCCUAGUAGCAUUGACAUUGUGACUGUCAACAGAGAUACCAUUUGCAGCUUCAUUACUGAGUAUCAUCCUCCAAAUGUGAAGUCAUGGGCUAGACAAAACAGCGUCUUCCGACCUGUGUUAGAUGUUGUAAGAACAUCCGCUGAGUUGAAGUGUCCGAAUUACAAAAAGGUUGUAGCUGUUGAGUUUGCAAGCUUUGGUGAUCCUACUGGUUCAUGUGGAAGCUACACCUUGGGCAAAUGCAACUCCCCUGUAUCAAAGGAGGUAGUUGAACAACACUGCUUGGGCAACACGAGCUGCGUAGUUCCGAUCGACCGCAACGUUUACUUCAAGAACAAUGAUGAAUGCCCUGAUAUCAAGAAGACUCUUGCUAUUCAAGUGAAGUGUUCUUAG